Molecule: messenger RNA, 1135 nt
Organism: Paramormyrops kingsleyae
Lineage: Eukaryota; Metazoa; Chordata; Actinopteri; Osteoglossiformes; Mormyridae
Product: ras-related protein Rap-1b-like
Molecular function (GO): GTPase activity; GTP binding
Source: RefSeq, a predicted model, not a curated record
CUGAACUGGUCGGCAGAAGUUAUCAAAGCUUGGACGACUGAGAUAGAAACAAGAUACCUUAUUGCGUUCAAACUAUUUGUUCUCCUAGAUUCGGUUCUAUCUGAACUUAGCCAUGUCUUUGAUUGUGAAGGAGAAAACUACAGUCCGCUUGGUGUUCCUCGGUGCAGCAGGGGUGGGCAAGACGGCUCUUAUCCAGCGCUUUCUCCAAGAUCGUUUUGAGCACAAGUACAAGCGCACAGUCGAGGAGCUGCACGGCAUCGAGUAUGAUGUCGAUGGAGGCAAAAUCCGAAUCGAAAUCAUGGACACGAGUGGAAGCUACUCUUUUCCGGCCAUGAGGAAGCUUUGCAUACGGAACGGUGAUGCUUUUGCACUGGUUUACUCCGUAGAUGACCGGGAGUCGUUUAAUGAGGUGCAGAGGCUCCGAGAUGAGAUCCUUGAACUAAAAGAUGAGAAGCAUAUUCCAUUAACGGUGGUGGGCAAUAAAGUGGACCUUGAAAACCAGCGUUUGGUGCGCACUGAGGACAUCAUGCCCAUAGUGGAGUUCGACUGGAAUGCCAGCUUUGUGGAGGCGUCUGCUAAGACCAGCGAGAACGUUUUGGGAGUCUUCAAGGAGAUCUUGCGCCAGGUGAACCUGCCAAGUCGUAUAAGUCCCGCAUUACGAAGACGCAGGGAGACCAUUCCACAGGACAACAUCGGAGUGCGCAAAAAACCCCCGAUGAAGAAGCAAAACAGCUGUAUAUUGUCGUAGUCGUCCUGCAGAUGCAGAAUAUGCACUUCUGCGACCCUCUGCGUCCACCCAGCGCUUCCAGGUCUCACAGACUGAGAUCGGAACAGCUGGACUAGAAAUAAAAGUCAACGCGGUCAGCAAAAUGAGAGGAACAGCGAUCUUCCCAGUCGUUCGACGAGGAUGCAUACGCUGUGCUGGGAGCUUUUGCAGUGGCACAUCAGUAGCUCUCCAAAAAUGGACUUGACAGGCGUUUUUAAACUUUAAAUUUCGACUGAAAAGUGCCAAACUCUGUAAAUCAGAGCUGUCUGUUUCACAUGGUAGAUUAUAAAGUAUUAUUGAAUAUAUUUAUGAAUUAUUCUGUGAGAAGUGUACAAUCAAAACAGGUGCACAAUAAAUGUAAAGACCACG